Molecule: messenger RNA, 1056 nt
Organism: Microsporum canis CBS 113480
Lineage: Eukaryota; Fungi; Ascomycota; Eurotiomycetes; Onygenales; Arthrodermataceae
Product: VelB
Exons: 3
Coding region: 1-1056 (351 amino acids)
Source: RefSeq, a predicted model, not a curated record
AUGGACAACAUUCUGAGCCAGCCGUAUAUGUCUGGUCCUGGAGCUGCAGCUUCAACCCCGGGACAGGCUCAUCCCCUUCCCCACCCGCAACAUCAGCAUCACCAGCAGCAACAGCAGCAACAGCAGCAACAGCAACAAUCACAGCAACAGCAACAGCACCAGCACCAGCACCAGCACCAGCACCAGCACCAGCACCAGCACCAGCAUCCACAGUCUCAUUCCCAUUCCCACUCUCAGGUGCAGCCACAAUUACAGCCUCCGGCUCAGACCCAGCAGCCAAUAACCCUGCCACCCGUACGGCAGCACCAGCAGAACCUUGACUUUACCUCUAUUGUGUACGAUGGCUACGAGUAUAUUCUUGAAGUCGUCCAGCAGCCUAUCCGCGCGCCCCCGGCAGCCCCAAAUUAUCAAUCUUACCAACAGCAAGGCAUGUAUAACCACACACCCAGUCCUUACCCGUACUACUCCGCCCAUACCUAUGCUGGCCAACCUGGGAUGUCAUACACUCCUCACCCUACUGGGCCAUCGCAGACUUACUAUCCCAACGCGAGCCAAGGAUACUACCCGCCUCAAGCGCAGCAACCAGUUGUGCACCAUAUGCCUCCCACUCCUGUCGGCAUGUUCACGCGCAAUUUAAUUGGAAGCCUGAGCGCAAGCGCGUUCAAACUAUCCGACCCUGCUGGUAAACUUGGCAUCUGGUUUAUCCUUCAGGACCUGAGUGUUCGUACCGAGGGCAUGUUCAGGCUGAAAAUGAACUUUGUCAACGUGGGAACCCCUCAGGCAUCUCUGAGCCAGAACCCCAACAGUUCAUCAUCUACACCAAUUCUUAAUCACGGGUCAGCUCCCGUGCUCGCGUCUGUCUACUCAGAUGUUUUCCAAGUCUUCUCCGCCAAGAAGUUUCCCGGUGUCAUUGAGAGCACACCUUUGAGCAAGUGUUUUGCUAUUCAGGGGAUAAAGAUUCCUAUCCGCAAAGACGGAGUUAAAGGCGGCAGAGGUGGUGGGGCUCCUAUGAUGUUAAAAGACGAUGCUGAUGGCGACGAACAAUACGACGAGUAG